AUGCAAUUCCGACAUAACUUUCUCAAAUGGACCCAAAUUCACCUUCACAAUCUUCAAGAUACAUCCUUUCUACCCAACGAAUCCGACCUCUGCAGCUCAAAUAUCCCGAAGUUGUUGUAUACUGUUAUUCUCAAGCGCAAGUUGACGCAUACUUUCAAGCAUGGUCGAAUGCCCCGCUUGCAAGGGAGAGGGAAUGCCCAUCGCACCAACCUGGAAUCCAAGCAACAGGUCGAUGAGACCAUGAUGCAGACGACUUUUGCGACGGAUUUUGGUUGUCGCGGGAAACUGUCUGAUAUCGGCUGGCUCAUUGCAUAUCAGUGGCUUCUGUGGGUCCGCCAAGAAUUCAAUUACGUUACAGUGGAUCCUCUAGUCGAUCGCCUACACAGUCUCAACGGUCGUGCUCCAACUUCUGCAAGUAGUGUUGUCAACAUUGUCAGACGUAACCACACAACACUCGAGCUACACUAUGCAUCAUCCAGUUCCUCCGACUUCUCACCAUGUCUCCAUGAUGGACAUCUUCUUUCCAGGAUUUACCGGUGCCACCGCAGCGCUCCACCAGCUUCUAGACGGGAAUCUGGAUAG
Colletotrichum lupini is the source of this 582-nucleotide messenger RNA. RefSeq lists its product as uncharacterized. NCBI's taxonomy places the organism in Eukaryota, Fungi, Ascomycota, Sordariomycetes, Glomerellales, Glomerellaceae. The record is from RefSeq and is a predicted model, not a curated record. Bases 1 to 582 code for a protein of 193 amino acids. The transcript is spliced from 5 exons.